GUGGGUGGGCACUGAGGACAUGAUGUCACCAACCUUGGCUCUCCAGACCACUCUUCUGGAUCUCCUGGAGGACAGGUCUCCAAAGUUAGCAUUUAUGAGUCAGUAUGAGAGCCCUACAGGCAAGGAGGCACUGGUUUAAUCCCUGCAGUCGUGUCACGUUAAUUAUGCUCUUCCCAGGAAAUCACCCGCUGCUCUAAACACAACCACCUUCACCUGCAGGUCUGGGUCUGCUCCCAGGUCAGUCACUCAUCUCUUUCCCCAAAAUGAAUGAGCGCGGGAAGACGUGGAUGUGGUCCAUCGUUGUCCUGAUGCUACUGGCUGUUAUUGUUGUGGGGGCGACAUUAGUCGGGGUGUAUAUGACGCAGAAACACACUGAAGCGGUGGUGGAAAUGGCCUUCAAUUCCAAGAACGGGGAGAAGGUCCAGCAGACAGUCAUGGUCAGUAACGGGGAGAAUGUGGCAGCAUUUUAUGUCAACACCAACAACACGUCAUCAACAGUUCUGUACGACUACAAACAUGAUAUAAUCGGGUUCAGGCGUAUGGGCAACAACAGAUGUUACAUCAUGGACAUGACCACUAGUGAUGUACCUACAAUGAGUGAUAUUUUGAAGAGCGUUAGAAAUUUCCAGAAACAGAACGUCACCAGUGACACCGACAUAUCAUACAAUCUCCUGGAAGGAGAGGAAGCCGAUCGCACCAAACUGGGGGUCCACGUUAACAUUCUCUGCAGAGAUGUCCCCAUCUACUGGGCCACGCAGAACAAGUCUCCACGCCUGCGCUGGAAGUUCACAAUCAAAUUUGAAGUCUUUGGAAUGAAUGUGUCGUUCAGUUUCCAGUCCUGAGGCCAGGAUUGCGCCCUUGUAACAGGACUGUGUCGCCGGGCUUUGGCUCAGGAGUUGGACAGUGUCGGUGGGAGAGUUGGAUCACCGACUUCCUCCCAUGUUCCCUGAUAAGACACCCCCGUGAAACGCAAGGUAUAUAUCUGAAUGUCACACCCAUCGUCUAGAGAACCUCAGGACGCAAGGACUGCAGAAUCUGCUGGCACUACAAGUAAUCUGAAGGGCAAGGAAAGGACUCCAGAUAAAUCUGCCCAACAGCGACAGUCAUGGCCGACAAUGGCCUUUAUCGUUCCAUACAGGGAGCCAAAGUCUCAAGGAGCUCCAGUGGGACAAUCAGUGCAGUGUAUUGCAGUGUUCUCUGCAGGUGUCAUUUCACGGACUAGGGGGCCCAUUCAUCAACAAGUGAUAAAACGCAUUGCAUAUGAUAAAUGAUGCUCCAGCCAAUCAGCUCCCAACUGUCAUUUUUCAAACACAUGACAGGAGCUGAACACAAGACAGUUCGGAGCUGAUUGGCCAGAUCACCAUUUGUAAUAUGCAACAAGCUUUAUCAGUCAUAAUGAAUAUUAACACUCGUUGAUAAAUGGGCCCCAUGGCGUCAUACUUAAUAGCACCUUGUAUUGUUUUAUUGUCUGCAGCGUUUCAUGAAACAGCAUUUCUUGGAAUUUUAUAUAAAAUGUACAUAAUAAAGAAUAAAAAAACUUGUAAAUCUCU
Molecule: messenger RNA, 1550 nt
Organism: Pseudophryne corroboree (corroboree frog)
Lineage: Eukaryota; Metazoa; Chordata; Amphibia; Anura; Myobatrachidae
Product: pulmonary surfactant-associated protein C-like
Exons: 6
Coding region: 264-842 (192 amino acids)
Biological process (GO): respiratory gaseous exchange by respiratory system
Cellular component (GO): alveolar lamellar body; extracellular region
Source: RefSeq, a predicted model, not a curated record